GCCACAAGUGUGGGUUCUGCAAAGUAAAAGUGACACUUUUCCCAAAAUGGCUAACUUUCUAUUUUUUUCUUAAUCAUUUUCCAAUAACCCACGUAAAAACUCUUUUUCCCGUGGAAAAACCCUCGAAUUAGUUGUCAUUUUGGUGGUGAGUGGAUAGUGUGUGCUGUGGAGAAUCUCAGGGUGGUGGAGAAGGGCAUUUGGUGUGGCUGUGCGUGCGUGGGGUGAGGGUGAAAGUGGUGGAGUCCCGGAAUGGACCAAAAGUCGUCACCAUCGAACGCAGCAAAUGGACGGGGAAAGCUCCUGACGAACGAGAAGACGCAGAAGGCACCCGAGGAGGCACCAACAUCCGACAAGGCACCAUCGGGCAGUGGCAACACAGCAAUGACAACGAAUACAGCUGAAGCGGGAAGGUCCGGGAGUGUUGUGGAUGACACCAAGUCCGGAGAGAAGCGCGUUGGAUGUGCGCACUACAAGAGGCGCGCCAAAUUCGUGACUCCAUGCUGCAAUAAGACGUACAUGUGUCGCUACUGCCACGAUGAGCACGAAUCUCACUACUUCAAUCGCCGGACUGUCACACAGCUCAUCUGCACGGAAUGCGAGACACGCCAGCGUGUCCAGUCAGAGUGUGAAAAGUGUGGUGUGCGCUUUGGGAAGUACACAUGCCUAGUGUGCAAUCUCUUUGAUGACGAAGAGAAGGAUCAGUACCAUUGUGAUGGAUGUGGCAUCUGUCGUGUCGGCGGGAAGGAUAGAUUCUUCCACUGCGAGGUGUGCAACAUGUGCUUGCCGCUUCAGCUGAAGAUUGACGGGCACAGGUGCGUGGAGAAUGUUUCCAGAUCCAACUGCCCCGUCUGCCUGGAGGACAUUCACACUUCAAGGAUUCCCUGUCACAUUCCCGACUGUGGCCAUCUCAUCCAUCGUACGUGCUUCGAGGAAUUGCUGAGCUCUGGCCACUAUGCAUGUCCCACGUGCCAGACAUCAAUGAUCGACAUGUCAAAGCUGUGGGAGUAUCUCGAUCAGGAAGUGGAGAAUUCGCCAAUGCCAAAAGAAUAUGAGAACUACAUGGUGGACAUCCUGUGCAAGGAUUGCCACAAGGAAUCAAAUAUUCCUUUUCAUGCCGUUGGGCUCAAGUGUUCUUUCUGUGGCGCCUACAAUACGUGCCAGACAACGAGAUCCGCCGAUCGUGUAGCCUCUGCGGCAAAUGCCGAUGGGGAAGGCAAUUGAGAAUGCUAUACGAAUGUUUAGAGAGUUUUGAAUUCUGAUUGCACAAAAUUCCGCAUUCAGAAUCCCAUCUAAAUGUUCUGUACAAAAAUUGUGUACACACAUUUCCCGCCUAUCGCUGUAUCUUUACAGGACUUAGGCGUUUCUUUUUUCUUCAAGCAUGUUUAUUUUACAAUUUUUUUCUUGUGUUAGAUUUUACUUCCGAUAGGGAAAUUGAAAGAAAAAAAAAAGACGAUAUGAGGAUAUUUCCUCAGGAUAUUACUCAAAAUACAUCUUACAAUAUAAUACCUAAUGAUAAAAUGAUAAAUGAAAACAAAGAAUUAGAAGACACCCAAAUUGAUGGUGAUUUAUUUUUAUGCAAAGAGACAGUUUGAGAAAUUAUAUUAGGUAAUAAAUAAAAAAAAAAUAAAUAAAUAAAACUCAAAAUGAUAAAUAAAUAGAUCUUUGAAAAAUCAAUUUGAGUGUGUUCAUUAAAAAAAAAGAAGAGAAACACACUCAAUAUUGACGAAUUACCUUCUGUUAAUAGAAAAUAUAUAAUCAUGAUAGAUUUAUUGAUAUAAGAGUGCAGAGAAUUUUUCCAAAAUCUCCCUUUUUGGGAUUAACUCAAUUCGGGGGGAAGACGAGGCAGGUGUCGAGCGUGCUGUUGUAGAGGAAAAAGUGGAUUAAAUGCCCUGAAAAAAAAUAGGGUAAUAGCGCUGAUUUCCUCUAAAAAUUUUGAAAGGGUGUUCCAUGGUAAAUGCACAAUUUUAAUUACAUAAAUGUUUCUUUUAUAAAUUAAUCCGAAAAACAAUAACAGAGUAUGGAAAGUCCUAAUCUCAGUCCUAAAGCAAUUUUUGUAGGAACUUUGUUGGGUGAAGGAUUGGUAAGAUAAAAUUUGUUUGGAAGGUUGAUUGUAAAUUACAAUUCGUAAAGACCGCUUUGAGGGUUCUGAGACUGGUUGGUUUGUAUGAAAUUGAAUCUCCCAUUAUCUAAAAAACUUAAUAUAUACACUAUAUACAUGAAAAACUAUUCUUAUUUCCCCUUAAAAUAAAUAUUGGAUUGUACAUAUUCUGAUAAAAAUCUUUUCUUUUCUUUUAUAACAACUUAAAAAUGGUUGCAAGAUUUUGACAGAUGGUUUUUUAUUUUAAUCGUCCUAAAAAGAAAGACAGAAUUUUGUCGUUCUAGAAAACAGCUAGAAAGAUCUUUCUUUAAGGAUCCUUGGAAAAGUAAUUUCCCUUCAAAAAUACGAUUAAAGAGAGAAAUAAAAUGUCAAAAUCUUUUAAAAUUAUUUUCAGAAUACCAAAAAUCUUAUAACUGACGAAUUGUAAGGAAAGAAAAGAAAAGAUUUUUAUAAAAAUCUACCUUGUUGAUUAAAUUAUUUCUAUAAUAGGCCCACUGGCCUUUUCUUUCUAAAAAAAUCUUUUAAAAAUGCAUAAGAUUUUAAUAAAAAUUGAUGACUAAAAACUAAAAUAAUAUAAAAAAUGCUUGAAUUUAAUGCAAAACACAUGAAGACUAUUUUCUUUUCGAUAAAGUGAAAUCUUACAAUCAUCGAACUGUUAGAAUAUACAAGAAAAGAUUUUUUUUUUAAAUUCUUAAACAUUCUAGAAUAUCAAGUAUAAAAUUAUAAAAUUCAGUAAUUAACCCGUUAUUCUCUGUAUAAAUAUUUGGAGAGAAAAAUGACGUGAAAUUAUUUUUGUGCAUUUAACAUGAGCCACCCUACAUUGUGUAUGUAUAAAAAAAAAUAUUUCUUGUUAUUCAAUGUAUAGAUUAAUGAUGCCACUAAAUGUCAUUCAGAGAAUGAAUAAGAUUAUAAAAUAUAUUUGCUGUUACACUGAAGGAAAAUGAUUACAUAAUUAAACAAAAAUAAA
Messenger RNA from Lutzomyia longipalpis, 3065 nucleotides. It is a transcript of the gene Rchy1, whose product is annotated as RING finger and CHY zinc finger domain-containing protein 1. NCBI's taxonomy places the organism in Eukaryota, Metazoa, Arthropoda, Insecta, Diptera, Psychodidae. The record is from RefSeq and is a predicted model, not a curated record. Gene Ontology annotation, cellular component: nucleus. Bases 250 to 1221 code for a protein of 323 amino acids. Gene Ontology annotation, biological process: ubiquitin-dependent protein catabolic process; protein ubiquitination. The transcript has 5 exons. Gene Ontology annotation, molecular function: ubiquitin protein ligase activity; zinc ion binding.